Cannabis sativa is the source of this 4509-nucleotide messenger RNA. RefSeq names its product phytochrome B. Gene Ontology annotation, cellular component: nucleus. NCBI's taxonomy places the organism in Eukaryota, Viridiplantae, Streptophyta, Magnoliopsida, Rosales, Cannabaceae. The transcript has 4 exons. Gene Ontology annotation, biological process: red, far-red light phototransduction; regulation of DNA-templated transcription; detection of visible light. Bases 500 to 3907 code for a protein of 1135 amino acids. Gene Ontology annotation, molecular function: photoreceptor activity; phosphorelay sensor kinase activity; protein homodimerization activity. The record is from RefSeq and is a predicted model, not a curated record.
ACUCUACACUACAAUACAAUCUCUACUAAAACAUUUUCUUUCUCUUUUUAUUUUUAUUAUUAAAUUAAAUAAAUUUGCUCUCUCUGUCACUUCAUUCAUUUCCGAGUUUUCAAUUCCUCUUCUUCUUCUUCUUCUUCACAGUAAAUAGAUGAUAAUUCAGUUUAAGAAAGAAGGAGAGAAAAAAAGAAUGUAAAUUUCAUCUAAGCCAUAAAAAACCCAAAAAAGCUUUCUUUUCUUUCAUAUUUAUGCUCUUUUAAAGUGAAAAAGAAAAAAAGAAGAAGAAGAAAUUAAAUUAAAUAAACAACAACAACCGUCCAAGCUAAAAACAUACUUUGUUGUUGUUAUGGGUUCGUCCUAUUCCUUAUUUUCACCAUAAUUUUCUUUCCAUUUUCACGUAAGAAUCAAAAUUUGGAGAUAUGGGUUUUGUACUAUUGGAUGAUAAAAUUUAGCAAACAAACACAGUGCUAAAGAAGAAGAAGAAGAAGAAGAAGACCCAUUAAUGGCUUCUGGUGGUAAAGCAGCUUAUGCUCAGCAACAACAACAACAACAAGCUCAGUCUUCAGGUACAAGUAAUAUACGAGCUCAAAAUACAGAGUCCAUGAACAAAGCCAUUGCUCAGUAUACCCUUGAUGCUCGACUCCAUGCCGCCUUUGAACAAUCCGGUGAGUCUGGUAAGUCUUUUGACUACUCAAAAUCCGUUAGAACCACUACCUCAAACUCAGUGCCGGCGGAGAAGGAAAUCACAGCUUACUUGACGAGAAUCCAGAGAGGUGGUCAUAUCCAACCCUUUGGGUGUAUGAUGGCCGUUGAUGAAUCCACGUUUCGGAUCAUUGGUUACAGUGAGAACGCUCGAGAUUUGUUGGGUCUAACCCCUCAAUCAGUUCCAAGCCUCGAAAAGCCUGAGAUCCUAACUAUCGGAACCGAUAUCCGUACACUCUUUUCUCAUUCGAGCUCUUCACUGCUCGAGAAGGCUUUUCGAGCUCGGGAAAUCACGCUCUUGAACCCAGUUUGGAUUCAUUCCAAGAAUUCUGGAAAGCCCUUUUAUGCGAUUCUUCAUCGAAUCGAUGUUGGGAUUGUGAUUGAUUUGGAACCCGCGAGGACAGAGGACCCUGCUCUGUCCAUAGCCGGAGCCGUACAGUCUCAGAAGCUUGCUGUAAGAGCAAUUUCUCACUUGCAGUCUCUUCCCGGUGGUGAUAUCAAGCUGUUGUGUGAUACUGUAGUUGGGAGUGUGAGAGAGCUUACUGGUUAUGAUAGGGUCAUGGUUUACAAGUUUCAUGAAGAUGAACAUGGUGAGGUUGUUGCUGAGAGCAAGAGGGCUGAUUUGGAACCCUACAUUGGGCUGCACUAUCCAGCCACUGAUAUUCCUCAGGCUUCCAGGUUCUUGUUCAAGCAGAAUCGAGUUCGAAUGAUCGUUGAUUGUAAUGCCUCUUUGGUUCGGGUAAUUCAAGAUGAAGGACUAAUGCAGCCUCUUUGCUUGGUUGGUUCUACUCUUAGAGCUCCUCAUGGUUGUCACACUCAAUACAUGGCUAAUAUGGGUUCUAUAGCUUCUUUGGUAAUGGCGGUUAUCAUCAAUGGAAAUGAGGAGGAAGCUGGUGGUGGUAGGAACACUAUGAAGCUUUGGGGUCUUGUUGUUUGUCAUCAUACUUCAGCUCGGAGCAUACCGUUCCCUUUAAGGUAUGCUUGUGAGUUUCUUAUGCAAGCUUUUGGACUCCAGUUGAAUAUGGAGUUGCAAUUGGCUUGUCAGUUGUCUGAAAAACAUGUUCUUAGGACUCAAACUUUAUUGUGUGAUAUGCUUCUUCGUGAUUCUCCUACUGGGAUUGUUACUCAAAGUCCUAGCAUUAUGGACUUGGUGAAGUGUGAUGGUGCAGCACUGUAUUACCAAGGGAAGUAUUAUCCACUUGGUGUUACCCCAACUGAAGCUCAGAUAAAGGACAUUGUGGAAUGGUUGUUGGCUCACCAUGGAGACUCAACUGGUUUGAGUACAGACAGUUUGGCUGAUGCAGGGUAUCCUGGUGCAGCAAUGCUUGGUGAUGAAGUUUGUGGUAUGGCUGUUGCUUCUAUCACAAAAAAAGAUUUUCUUUUUUGGUUUAGAUCCCACACUGCUAAGGAGGUCAAAUGGGGUGGUGCAAAGCACCAUCCCGAGGACAAGGAUGAUGGACAGAGGAUGCAUCCUCGUUCUUCCUUCAAGGCGUUUCUGGAAGUGGUGAAAAGCCGUAGUUUACCUUGGGAGAAUGCAGAAAUGGAUGCAAUUCACUCUUUGCAGCUUAUUCUGCGAGAUUCAUUUAGGGACGCCAAGGCAAGUAAUUCUAAGGCUGUUGUAAAGGCCCAGGUUGAGGGGGAUAUGGAGUUGCACGGGAUUGAUGAACUAAGUUCGGUUGCAAGAGAAAUGGUUAGGUUGAUUGAGACUGCAACUGCUCCUAUACUUGCUGUUGAUGUUGAUGGCCGUAUAAAUGGGUGGAAUGCUAAGGUUGCAGAGUUGACAGGACUCUCUACAGAUGAUGCUAUUGGGAGAUCUUUGGUCCAUGAUCUUGUUUAUAAGGAAUCCAAAGAAACUGUUGAAGAACUCCUUAACAGUGCUUUAGAAGGAAAAGAAGAUAAGAAUAUAGAGAUAAAGAUGAGAACAUUUGGCCCGGAACACCAUAAUGAUCCUGUUUUUUUGGUGGUUAAUGCUUGCUCUAGCAGGGAUUUUACAAACAAUAUAGUUGGUGUUUGCUUUGUUGGUCAGGAUGUUACUGGUCAGAAAGUUGUCAUGGACAAAUUCAUUAAAUUACAAGGCGAUUACAAGGCAAUAGUUCACAAUCCUAAUCCUCUGAUUCCUCCCAUAUUUGCAUCAGAUGAUAACACAUGUUGUUCAGAAUGGAAUACUGCUAUGGAAAAGCUCACUGGAUGGACUAAAGAAGAAGUCAAUGGGAAAAUGUUGGUUGGGGAGAUCUUUGGCAGUUGUUGUCGGCUCAAGGGUCCGGAUACUUUGACAAAGUUCAUGAUUGUACUGCACAGUGCCAUUGGAGGGAAGGAUGCAGACAAAUUUCCCUUUUCAUUCUUCGAUCGAAAUGGAACAUUCGUACAAGUUCUCUUGACAGCAAAUAAGAGAGUUAAUAUGGAGGGUCAAGUGAUUGGAGCUUUCUGCUUCUUGCAAAUUGCUAGUCCUGAGUUGCAGCAAGCUCUUCAAGUUCAGAGGCAACAGGAGAAGAAAGAUUUUUCUAGGGUGAAAGAGUUGGCUUACAUUUGUCAGGAAAUAAAAAAUCCAUUAAAUGGCAUCCGCUUCACUAACUCUCUCUUGGAAUCAACCGAAUUAACAGAAGAUCAAAGGCAGUUUCUUGAGACUAGUGCUGCUUGCGAGAAGCAAAUGUUGAAGAUCGUAAGAGAUGUUGAUCUGGAUAGUAUUGAGCAUGGUUCAUUGGAGCUUGAGAAGGCGGAAUUUCUACUUGGAAGUGUAAUAAAUGCUGUUGUUAGCCAAGUAAUGAUGCUGCUAAGGGAAAGGAGUCUACAGCUUAUUCGAGAUAUCCCAGAAGAAAUCAAAACAGUGACAGUUUAUGGUGAUCAGGUGAGAAUUCAACAGGUAUUGGCUGAAUUCCUACUGAAUAUGGUGCGUUAUGCGCCAGCUGAAGGCUGGGUGGAGAUUCUUGUUCGUCCUAGCUUGAAGAACGGUCCAGAUGACCAGACUCUACUUCAUACUGAAUUCAGGAUGGUAUGCCCCGGGGAAGGCCUGCCUCCUGAGCUGGUUCAGGACAUGUUCCACAGCAGUAGAUGGAUGACUCAGGAGGGGUUAGGGCUGAGCAUGUGCAGGAAGAUUUUAAAGCUCAUGGAAAGUGAAGUUCAGUAUAUCAGAGAAUCAGAGAGAUGUUAUUUCUUGAUUGUUCUUGAACUUCCAAUUCGUCGAAGAGCCUUAAAGAGUAUUCUUGACUAAGUUAUUGACACAUAAUAUUACUAAGCUCACUUAUACUUCUUCUUUGUCUUACCUACCCUGAGGAUGAUUUUUGAUGCUAGUUACAGAUCAAACUUGAACUGAAGCAAACUGAUUUGGAUCAAGCUAUUGAUAUUCUACUUGUUUUGGCUUGCUAUAUUCAUCCUAGCUGGUGUGGGCUCACAAGGACUAAAUCACCAACUCCCCCUCAUGUAAUAUAGCUGAUUAUUUUUCAGUAUAAGUGCAGUCUUUGAAAACUACUUAACGUAAGCCAAUACCAUAUGCUAAUUUGGUGGUGUACAAUCAUUUGUUUUUUCCCAUCAAGGAGGACCAAGUAGUUGUCAUCUGAGUUUGUCUUUGAAACUUUAAAAAAGACUGAAGGAUUUUGCAGAUUCAGACUCAAAAACCAGAUUCUGGUGCAUCAUCAUCUUUCAUCGACAAACAUGUAUUCUACCUAAAUAAUUUGUAAUAUUUAUUAUCGAGUUUCGAAAUAGCUGGUACAUUUUUGCUCUCUUCUGAGUUACUCCCUCAGAAGCUAGCUCUCCCUCCUUUUGUAAAUUUCAGCUUACUCUGGAAAUAAAAUACCACUAUUUUGUGCAUUGAAA